This is a messenger RNA of Neltuma alba, 1745 nucleotides long. RefSeq names its product scopoletin glucosyltransferase-like. The record is from RefSeq and is a predicted model, not a curated record. The transcript has a single exon. Gene Ontology annotation, molecular function: UDP-glucosyltransferase activity. Lineage: Eukaryota; Viridiplantae; Streptophyta; Magnoliopsida; Fabales; Fabaceae. The coding region runs from base 54 to 1526 and encodes 490 amino acids.
CCCAGAACCCUAAAGUCUCAAACAUCAAAACUUGCUCUCCCAGAAAGCAACACAUGGCUAGUGAAGGCCAGAAUCACCGACUCCACAUAUUCUUCUUCCCCUUCCCUGCUCAUGGCCACAUGAUCCCCACUGUUGAUAUGGCUAAACUUUUUGCUGGCAGAGGCGUCAGAGCCACCAUCGUCACCACCCCUCUCAACCUUCCUCUCAUUUCCAGAUCAAUACAAGAAUCCAUAGCACUUGGCCUUGCCAUCAAUCUCGUAUCCAUCAAAUUCCCAUGUGCAGAAGCUGGUUUACCAGAAGGCUGCGAAAACGCUGACGCUGUCUCUUCCUAUUCGAUGGUGCCGGCCUUCUUCGAAGCAACGACGAUGCUCCAAGAGCCUCUUGAGCAGCUCCUGCGAGAACACCACCCAGAUUGCCUCAUUGCUGGUUCCUUCUUCCCGUGGGCCACUGAUUCUGCAACCAAAUUUGGGAUUCCCAGGAUUGUGUUUCAUGGGACUGGGUUUUUCCCUUUAUGUGUGAGUGAAUCUAUAACAGCCCACCAACCUUACAAGGAUGUUGUGUCUGAUUCAGAGCCGUUUGUGAUUCCUAACCUCCCAGGAGUCGAGAUUCAAAUGACAAGAAAGAUUUUGCCUAGUUUCUUUAUGACCGAUGAAGAUACUUUCCUUACGAGAAUGUUUAAAGCCGCAAAGCAAUCUGUGGUGAAGAGCUUCGGGGUGGUAGUGAAUAGCUUCUACGAACUGGAGGGGAUAUACGCAGAUCAUUAUAAGAAAGUACUUGGAAGAAAAGCAUGGCAUAUAGGCCCCGUUUCUCUCUGCAACACAGACAACAAAGAAAAAUCAUACAGAGGAAAGCAAGCUUCCAUGGAUGCACAAGACUGCUUGAAGUGGCUCGACUCCAAGAAACCCAACUCAGUUCUUUACAUCUGCUUCGGAAGUAGAUCAGACUUCACCGAAAAUCAGCUCAGAGAAAUAGCCAUGGGUCUGGAAGCUUCUGGACAGAAUUUCAUCUGGGUUGUAAGGAAAAGCAAGAAGGGCAACAAAGAAGAAGGAGAUGGCGAUCAAGAUGAAGGGUGGCUCCCAGAAGGAUUUGAGAAGAGGAUUGAAGGUAAGGGGCUGAUCAUCAGAGGGUGGGCCCCACAAGUGUUGAUUCUGGAUCAUGAAGCCACAGGUGGUUUCGUGACGCACUGCGGGUGGAAUUCAACACUGGAAGGUGUGAGCGCAGGAGUACCAAUGGUGACGUGGCCUGUGUCUGCAGAACAAUUUUACAAUGAGAAGUUAAUCACAGAAGUGCUGAGGAUUGGGGUGGCAGUGGGUGUUAAGAAAUGGGUUCCAGUGGUAGGGGAUUAUAUAGAGAAGGAGGCGGUUGGGAAGGCAGUGAAGGCGAUAAUGGAAGGAGAAGAAGCAGAGGAAAUGAGAAACAGAGCGAAGAAACUUGCGAGGAUGGCGAGGGAGACUGUGGAGGAAGGAGGAUCUUCUCACUCUGACUUGAAUUCUCUCAUCGAAGAGCUUGCUGAUCUCUCAAAAUGAACGACGCUGCGUUUUGUCUUUCGAUUUGCGUCUAAUAAAGGAUCCUUUGACUCUUAUGGAUUCCUCUGCUACCAUGAGAUUCAUACGAUCAAUAAUGUUCUGAGUCAAUGUAGAGGUUCCUUUGUUUAAGAAGCUUAAGAAGAUUUUACUAUAUUUUAUAAAAUUUUUACAGUCAACGUAGAGAAAAAAUAUAUGAAUGUAUGUGUUUAAGAUUUGAAA